This is a messenger RNA of Bathycoccus prasinos, 759 nucleotides long. RefSeq lists its product with no specific name. The coding region runs from base 1 to 759 and encodes 252 amino acids. The transcript has a single exon. Gene Ontology annotation, cellular component: cytoplasm. The record is from RefSeq and is a predicted model, not a curated record. Gene Ontology annotation, molecular function: nucleoside triphosphate diphosphatase activity. Lineage: Eukaryota; Viridiplantae; Chlorophyta; Mamiellophyceae; Mamiellales; Bathycoccaceae. Gene Ontology annotation, biological process: nucleoside triphosphate catabolic process.
AUGAAUAAUAACCAACAACAAUACUAUUCUCAUCUUCACAAUCAUCAUCAUCGCACCGCCGUUGUCAAUCGUCAAAGACCAGUGCACAUAUUGUAUUGCACAGGGAAUCAAGGCAAAUUUGCAGAAGCAUCAAUAAUCGUAAACAAUUGGUUGAAAGAAAACGAAGGAUGGGGUAUUGAUAUUCGAUUGAUACAGGCCGACCCAGAUCCCACGGAGGUUCAAGGUUCAGAUCGUCAAAUAGCCGUACAAAAGUGCGUGAGCGCAUACGAAAGCGUGAAAUAUACCGGAGCAUUAACGAUUGAUAUAGAUUUCGUAAUCACCGAGGACGUUGGGCUCCGAUUAGAUGCUUUGAACGGCUUCCCGGGCCCGUAUUGCAAACCGAUGUUGGAGACGAUUGGAGUGGAAGGUUUAGCAAAUUUAGUUUUAAAAUACGACGAAGAAAAAGGGGAAAGGAACGCUAUGGCCACGUGUACCUUAGCAGUUUUAGAAACUUCGGUCGCUUUUAAAUAUCCUUUGUUCGUGGAGAAGUGCGUGCACGUAUUCGAAGGCGCCAUCGCGGGGAAAAUAGUCGAACCGAGAGGAAGCGUACAACACGGGAAAGCGUCCUGGAACGCGUGCUUUGAAGUAGCUGCUAACGACGAGACAGAUGGUGCGACUUUCGGGGAACUCUCGUACGAACAGCAAUCGAAAGUAAGUCACCGGAAAAAAGCCAUCGAAGGAUUUCUAAACUCGCCUCUGAUUUUAGGACGUUUGAGUUGA